This is a messenger RNA of Chelmon rostratus (copperband butterflyfish), 1002 nucleotides long. It is a transcript of the gene mrps15, whose product is annotated as mitochondrial ribosomal protein S15. Lineage: Eukaryota; Metazoa; Chordata; Actinopteri; Chaetodontiformes; Chaetodontidae. The record is from RefSeq and is a predicted model, not a curated record. Bases 99 to 884 code for a protein of 261 amino acids. Gene Ontology annotation, cellular component: ribosome. Gene Ontology annotation, biological process: translation. Gene Ontology annotation, molecular function: structural constituent of ribosome. The transcript is spliced from 8 exons.
AAUGGCGAACCUCGUGUAGGGGUCGAGUGUGACUACCUGUACCAUUUUCAUCACUUUUAGACAAUUCAGUUUCUACCUUCUCAGCUGUCCUGACAACCAUGUUCGCAAACAUAGCUCUGCGAACUGUUCUGAAAUCGUCGGCUGGUAUUUUGCGAGAAAGCGGCGCUGUGUGCUCUGCUCUGUCAGCGACACCCUGGGCAUGUAGCUCGGCUUUAUUAGGAGCGAGAGUCGGCGGUGUUGCAGGAAGCUUUGCUGCUCUUCCACCAGUGAGACAUUAUGCUCGGGCUGCAAAGAAGAAGAGGGAGGGCUCUGAGGGCCAGCUCAGUGAUCUCACGCCAACAAUGUUGAAGAUGCAUUAUGCAGCUGUACCCCUCGUUCAAACGACUGAUGAUGUUGUCAGAAGACUUCUUUCGUUGGAGUUAGCGAGUCACAGUGAAAAGCUGCAGCUGAAAAUGGAACAGCUGAUUGCAAAAGUCCAGAGGGACGAGAACGACCGCAGCUCUGUGCAAGUUCGCGUGGCUAUUUUGACUGCAAAAAUCCGAAACUAUAAGGAGCAUUUGCAUAAACAUCACAAGGACAAAGCUAACAAGAGGCGGAUGCUCAUGGCCAUUGACCGAAGGAAAAAGCUUUUGAAAAACCUUAGGCUGGUUCACUAUGAGACCUUUGAAACAGUCUGCCAGCAGCUGGGGAUCACCUACACCUUCCCUCCAGAGUACCAUAGGCGGGCCACUCGCCGCUGGCUGGCCAAGAAAGAGUUCUGCAUUAAGGUCUUCAACGAAGUGCAGAAGCAGAAAAAAGAGCAGAUGCUGAACAAGACGAGUUUAGCCUCCACAGAUGCCGAGGCAGCCAAGGCAGACAAGUCAGCUGCCACUGUGAGCCUUUAAAAGACAAUAUAUUGUAUAUUACAACAACUGACUCUAAAUGCUUGUCUUAGCCAGCAUCUUCACUUUUACACCUUCAGAUGUGGUUAUGUGGCAUGUGAAUAAAAAACUUUUUUUUUUU